CGUUAGUACGUUACCAAUUUUCGUUUAGUAAACAACUCAACGGGUCCUCCUGCGAGGAAGCAAAAGUGGCUUAAAUUUGUGUGGUGUUUGAGGAAAGUUUCGGAAAUUUCGUUUCAAGUGCCAGGGAAAAACUUCAAUCAGUUUUAUGUGAGGUUUUAUCGAUGUUUUCAAAAGUUUGAGGAAAACUUUCCCAAGAAUUUCGUAAAUAUUGAACCGCUUGGAUGAUAAUAUUUACUACCGCACGAUAUUUACUACACAAAACUCUGUGCAGCCAGCAAACAUCGCAACAUCAGGUGGAUUAUCGCAAAAGCUCGUCGUACAAAUUGUUUGAAAAAUAUUCGCGGCGUGAAGAAAAUAUUGUGGCAAAUUUCUAAAAGAAGAAAAGCAAAGUGCAAGUUUGAACCGGAUUAGCUUAUCGAGUUUCUGUUAGUUUAUUUUUUUUCUUCUAACAAGUGAGAAAUGAUCUAGUGUGACGACGGAUUUUAAGUGGUUUCGGGAAUUAUCGAGCUUGUUAUCACAAGUUUGAGGAAAACUCGGGAGAGGAGAGCUUUUAUCUGCAACGGUUGGGUUCCGUUGUGGGUGAAGCGAACCCCAUUUGGCGGCUGCACCAUUUCGCUAAAAGUUUCGAAAAUUCUCAUCGGAAGUGAAAUAGACUACAUGUUGGCGACAACAGCCGCCAACAGCGACAUGGCGCCACCCGAUGGCUCCAUACAAUACGAGACAAAGUGGCCGAGCAUGAAUCUGAUAAAUCUUCCCAAAAUCAAACAGGAGAGCUUCAAUGGACUGAGUCAUCUAGUUGCCCUGCCAGCGUACGAGCAGGUCAAAUCCCCGGGCACGCCCCAGCACCAACAGCAGCACCAGCAGCAUCUGCCGACCGUGAUCGAGCGCGUCCACGACAACUCCGAGUCGGACAACGGGGACAACCCGAACAACAACAACACCGUCGUGCCCGUGUCCAUUUCGGCCGCCGGAAUCACGAUCAAAACCGACGAAAUCACCGUGGCCAGCAACCUCACGGGGGACGAUCCGAGGACCACCAAUCCGAGUUCCGUCAGUCCCACGGGAUCGAGUCGAAACUCGAACGCCAAACCACCCUACAGCUACGUGGCGUUGAUAGCCAUGGCGAUCCAGAACUCCCAAAUGAAGCGAGCGACGCUGAGCGAGAUCUACGGCUACAUUACGUCCCGAUUUCCGUACUUUGAGAAGAACAAAAAGGGCUGGCAGAACUCGAUCCGUCACAACCUCAGUCUGAACGAGUGCUUCGUGAAGAUCCCGCGGGAGGGCGGUGGCGAGCGCAAGGGCAACUACUGGACGCUGGACCCGCAGUACGAGGACAUGUUCGAGAACGGAAACUACAAGCGGAGAAGGCGCAUGAAGCGACCCUACCGGACAGGCCACUACUCCAAGAUGUUCGGCGACUCGUACAUGGCCAACGCCGGCAACUUUACGCACCGGCAGGUCUUCGCGCAGAGUCCAUACCAGACGUAUCCGCGGUACGACACCGGAACAACGUGGAUGCCAACGCCACAGCUCGGCUCGUACACCUCGUGCUCCACGCGGUCCAACUACUCAUACUCAACGCAGCUGCAGCAGCCUGUGCAACCUGUGACCAUCAACACCUACGGAUCGUUAUCGCAAAACUUAGUUUCCGGCAGUACACCACCCCCCUGUCCACGGAGAUUCGAGCCGUAUUACACACACUGGGACACUGCUAUUCUCCCCGUGGUGAAGGAUGAAGCCUCAAAUCAGAUGAGUGUAAGCUCCACGCAGCAGUCCUACCAGAAGAACUACCUGCCGCAACCGUAACGGCGAAUGAGCAGGCUUGGGGCCUCAACACCAACUCUACCACCGUCGGAUACCAAUACCACCACCACCACCACCAGAACGACGCUACCACCACCAUCAUUGUCAUUGGCCAAACUCAGCCCAACAUUUUUCUGUAGAUACAGAAGGAAAUUUUAACCUUGUUUAACAUUUUUCAAGUGUAGAAAGUAUAGGAACAUGAUUUUUUUUUUCGAUGUACCAACGCGCAAAGUUGGGCGAAACUCACUCUAGAACAUUUGCAUUUACAGGGUCGAUUUUUCGAGAGCGCAAAUUUGAACGAUUCAUAUCAAUCCAAAUUGAUGUACAAACAAAAUUGUAAGCGUAACUUAGUUUUCGUGUAUAUAAAAAGAAAUAUAAAUGCUUCAAAUCAAGAAUAUGAUCGGGAUCUCUAGGCGUUAGGUAACAACUGAGUUAAACAAAAAAGAGGAAGGCUAUACACACACAAGUAAAUUAUUUAUUUAAUAAAGUCUAGCAUUAGGUCUAACGAUACCGUAACUCUCAGUCUUGUAUCAGGAGGUCACACUACAAAAUCUGCAACGGUUUGGCGAUUCGAUGUAAAUGAUAAAAUUGUCCGUCCAAACACGAGCGAACAUGCGUAUCACUCCUCUAACCUUCCCUCUCUUCCUACAUAAUUGACGUUACGAAAUAAAGUUAUGUGAAACUGUAA
This is a messenger RNA of Culex pipiens pallens (northern house mosquito), 2491 nucleotides long. RefSeq names its product forkhead box protein S1-like. The transcript is spliced from 10 exons. The record is from RefSeq and is a predicted model, not a curated record. NCBI's taxonomy places the organism in Eukaryota, Metazoa, Arthropoda, Insecta, Diptera, Culicidae. Gene Ontology annotation, molecular function: DNA-binding transcription factor activity, RNA polymerase II-specific; RNA polymerase II cis-regulatory region sequence-specific DNA binding. Gene Ontology annotation, biological process: regulation of transcription by RNA polymerase II; cell differentiation; anatomical structure morphogenesis. The coding region runs from base 658 to 1806 and encodes 382 amino acids.